CGGCGUCCUCGGCCCGCCCUGGCCCCGCCUUCCGGUGACGCGGCGUGGGUCACCUGACCUGGCUGCCGGCUGAGGAUACACAAGGGAAGUGGCUGUCGCCCAAGUCGGGUUCUCCGCUGCCGUCGUGCCGGGAAUCUCCGGGACCCUCCGCGCCGUCGACCACUCCCCGCGCCAUGCCGUCGGAGAAGACCUUCAAGCAGCGCCGCACCUUCGAGCAGAGAGUAGAAGACGUCCGGCUCAUCCGAGAGCAGCACCCUACCAAAAUCCCGGUGAUAAUAGAACGAUACAAGGGUGAGAAGCAGCUUCCUGUCCUGGAUAAAACCAAGUUUCUUGUACCUGAUCACGUCAACAUGAGUGAACUUAUCAAGAUAAUUAGAAGGCGCUUACAGCUCAGCGCUAACCAAGCCUUCUUCCUGCUGGUGAAUGGACACAGCAUGGUGAGCGUCUCCACGCCCAUCUCCGAGGUGUACGAGAGUGAGAAGGAUGAAGACGGGUUCCUGUACAUGGUGUACGCCUCCCAGGAGACGUUCGGGAUGACACUGGCAGUAUGGCACCAGAACAGUUUAAGUGGGAUGGCAAGAAAACACCUGCUCAACGUUCCUGAUUCCUUAGCAGAAGCGUACCACAAGUCCACACUCUCUGGACAGGUGCAGAAAACCGCUCAAUAGUAAGCGGAAUAAUUUAUAAUUUUGGUCUAGUUUCUUAGGAGGCCCCAAAGAGCGGUAUUUCUUUUGGAUUUUUUUUUUUUGGAGAGACAGAGUCUCACUGUACUGCCCUCAGGUAGAGUGCUGUGGCGUCACACGGCUCACAGCAACCUUUAACUCUUGGGCUUACGCGAUUCUCCUGCCUCAGCCUCCCGAGCAGCUGGGACUACAGGCGCCCGCCACAACGCCCGGCUAUUUUUUUUUUUGUUGCAGUUUGGCCGGGGCUGGGCUUGAACCCGCCACCCUCGGCAUAUGGGGCUGGCGCCCUACUCACUGAGCCACAGGCGCCGCCCUUGCCCGGCUAUUUUUUGGUUGCAGUUUGGCCGGGGCUGGGUUUGAAUCCACCACCCUCGGCAUAUGGGGCCAGCGCCCUACUCACUGAGCCACAGGUGCCGCCCUUCUUUUGGAUUUUCUCUUAAGAGCUCAAACUCGUGCCUGGGUUUGUAAAUAAACAAGUGGUUGUGCCAGCGUCAUCGUUUAGGGCAGUGGCAAAAACCACAGAGUAAGGAAAUUGAAAGCAUUAAAACUCAGAGGCACUCCUACCUUUUGGCUUUAAAGCUAUAGGUGAUCCAUAUUUUUUAUGUUGAAUGUGUAACUAUGAUGUUAUUAAAAGGUUUUCAUAUCUUUAAGAGUAGUUUCAGUUACCAUUUAGGUCAAACUACCAUCAGAAUUCUCCCACUGUAAGUGCAUGUCGGCUGUGGAGAAAACAGCGAAGAGAUGCGUGCUCCUUAAAGACAUCUACAUGAUGCAGCCAUCGUCCAGGUCCAGCCUGGGUGGCCAGUGCUUCCUGUACCUGCAUGGGCUUCGCUGUUCACUGCUUUCCUGGGAGUAGCACGGGAAGAUCACGGUGAUGCCACCGAGACGUGUAGCAGGCCACAGCUCACCCGUGUGUGCAGUACCUGUGUCUGUUAACUCACUGUAAUGGGGGGAAAAGCCAGAGUCCUCGCCUGGACCUUCAACUGAUUGUUAAAGGGGUUCCUGUCAACUGCGUCCCCCAUGUGCAUGUGUCCCUUUGGCUCACUUCCAGUAUGUGUAUUUUAUAUCCUGUGAGUUCUCAGCAGGCUUGUCUUUGGAUUGUAUACAUUAUAUCUUACAUUCUUGUAACUAUUGUGUGAUCAGUAAGAUUCCUAUAAAAAAGAAAAAAUGCCACAUUGGGGAGGCUGUGUGUGACCUAUAUUCCACUUCAGCGGGUGGUCACUUUAUAGGAUCUUUAAAACAAGUACAUUUUAAUGUACUGAGGUGAAUAAAGGCACAAUUAAAAACUGU
This is a messenger RNA of Nycticebus coucang (slow loris), 1970 nucleotides long. It is a transcript of the gene MAP1LC3B, whose product is annotated as microtubule associated protein 1 light chain 3 beta. The transcript has 5 exons. Lineage: Eukaryota; Metazoa; Chordata; Mammalia; Primates; Lorisidae. The record is from RefSeq and is a predicted model, not a curated record. Gene Ontology annotation, biological process: autophagy of mitochondrion; macroautophagy; autophagosome assembly. Gene Ontology annotation, molecular function: ubiquitin protein ligase binding. The coding region runs from base 174 to 668 and encodes 164 amino acids. Gene Ontology annotation, cellular component: autophagosome membrane; cytosol; autophagosome.